AUGGACAACGUUGACAACGUUCAGCGUGCGCCAAAGAGCAGAGUCAAAGUGGUCCGAUCGCAAAGACGAAUGCCGGGGGGAUUGUUGUCGGAGAAAAAGGGCAAAAUCUCAAUGGGAGCAGACGCUACUCCAGGACGGAAAGAGGACAGUCUACCAAUUAUGAUGAUGCACGACGAAGGUGACCGAGUCGGGCUCGGGAAGGGAGCCAUGGAGCCACCAACCACGGGCGCAGCAGUCGCAGGAGUGUUUGGGAGUUGGGCCAUGACUGCCGUACUCUUACUCAUGCUGCUACUUCCAUCAUACCUUACCAAGCACUACCUACGGGGUACUCAACCACAGCAGGACCAGUAUAAUUUAGUAGAUGAGGUCGGUAGUUAG
This is a messenger RNA of Penicillium diatomitis, 378 nucleotides long. RefSeq lists its product as uncharacterized. The transcript has 2 exons. The coding region runs from base 1 to 378 and encodes 125 amino acids. The record is from RefSeq and is a predicted model, not a curated record. NCBI's taxonomy places the organism in Eukaryota, Fungi, Ascomycota, Eurotiomycetes, Eurotiales, Aspergillaceae.